Molecule: messenger RNA, 1707 nt
Organism: Aspergillus homomorphus CBS 101889
Lineage: Eukaryota; Fungi; Ascomycota; Eurotiomycetes; Eurotiales; Aspergillaceae
Product: pyruvate decarboxylase
Exons: 9
Coding region: 1-1656 (551 amino acids)
Molecular function (GO): carboxy-lyase activity; thiamine pyrophosphate binding; magnesium ion binding
Source: RefSeq, a predicted model, not a curated record
AUGCCCUUGGCGGCCUACCUCUGGCGCAGAAUUCGGCAGCUAGGCGUCCAAAGUAUUAUGGGUGUACCUGGAGACAUGAACCUCGAGCUACUGGAUUACCUCGACGAUGACGGACUCGAAUGGGUUGGCAACGCCAACGAGCUCAACGCCGCCUAUGCAGCAGAUGGCUACUCUCGGAUGAAGGGUUGUCCCGGGGUUUUGGUAACCACCAUGGGCGUUGGCGAACUAAGCGCGCUGAACGGCGUUGCGGGCGCAUACACGGAGCACGUCAAGCUGAUUCAUAUUGUUGGCACGACGGGGACAGGGGCGCAGAAGGCGCGCGCGAUGAUUCAUCAUUGUUUGGGACCGAAUCCAGACCAUCGGAUCUACUCGAAGAUCUCGGGGCCUGUGCGUAUGGCACAUUGUUGGCUGGAUAAUGCGAAGACGGCGACGGCGGAGAUUGAUAGAGUCAUACGUGUAUGCUACCUAAAGAGUCUCCCGGUCUACAUCUUCGUGCCGUUGGACUUUACCCAUGUCCCUGUUUCUGCGUCUUCGCUUGACCAGCCCCUUACCAUUACCCCACAAACGGAUGACGAUGCGUGUGCCUCUGCUGUGAACGCGGUCAUUGACCGGAUCGCGAUGUCCAAAACGCCAAGCAUUGUCGUCGACACCUUGGUUCACAGAUUCGGGGCUACGAGUAUCUUGAAUCGCCUACUAGAUCAGCUCGAUAUCCCCACUUUUACCACGCCGAUGGGGAAGUCGAUCGUGCCUGAGGACAGGUCCUACUUCCAUGGCGUCUAUAAUGGACAGGUCUCUUUGCCAGGUAUUGCCAGCGCCAUCGAGGUGAGCAGCGAUCUGGUCAUCGAUAUCGGCUUUCUCCAUUCCGAUUCGAACACUGGCGGCCAUUCGAGGCUCCUUACCCGCGUCUUCCAGGCGCUCACUACAGAUCCCAUCCCUCGCAACUUGCUCCGGAGGCGAAUCAUACAUCUGCCCACACCAUCGGUACCGAGUGACGAAGACGCAAAACACAUAACACAAUCCUGGAUCUGGAAGCGCAUUGGCGCAAUGGCGCAGCCAGGCGAUAUCAUCAUCGCCGAGUCUGGGACAGCGCAAUUUGGAUUCUCGGACGCAGUCUUUGGCCCAGGUGUACAGUACAUCACACAGAUCUACUUUGGGAGCAUUGGGUACUCGGUUCCUGCAUGCUUGGGAGCGGCCAUUGCGCAGCGGGAGAUGGGGUCUGAAGCUGCAAGCCAACGACCGGGCCGUACGAUUUUGGUGGUGGGGGAUGGGAGCUUGCAGCUGACAGUGCAGGAGAUUGGGACGAUGAUCAAGCUGGGACUCAAGAACAUUAUCAUAGUGGUUAUCAACAACAAUGGAUACACCAUCGAACGAGCAAUUCAUGGGCCAGAGCGAGGCUACAAUGACAUCGCAACCUGGAACCAUCAGCUCCUUCUCAACACAUUUGGUGACAAGUACGGUAAGGUGAAUAGUCGUGUCGUCAACACUAAAGAAUCCUUCGAAAAGGUUAUCUCAUCCCCAGAGUAUUUAGAUCUUGCCUCCAUUCAAUUGCUCGAGGUCAUAAUGGACAAGAUGGAUGUGCCGUGGCGUUUGAAGGCGCAAAUUGAUCUGAUCAACCAACACAAUACGCGGAUCACAAAACAGGACAAUGGAGUGUAGCUAGAGUUAUCAUUCUAUGCUACUGUGAUCGGAAUCUACUGGAUUUGCCAG